Brassica napus (rape) is the source of this 1374-nucleotide messenger RNA. RefSeq lists its product as uncharacterized. Lineage: Eukaryota; Viridiplantae; Streptophyta; Magnoliopsida; Brassicales; Brassicaceae. The record is from RefSeq and is a predicted model, not a curated record. The transcript is spliced from 4 exons. Bases 1 to 1374 code for a protein of 457 amino acids.
AUGGUUUUUGAGUUCAAGAACAUCCACACAAAGAUUGAUGAGAACUACUCUGACCUCAACAACAAAUUCUUACAACUUGCCUCUCACUUCAAGGCUUUGGAGAGUCAAGUUGCUUCUAUGCCUUCAUCCCCCAAGCAGCCAAUGGGGUCUCUACCAGGGAAACCAGAAAAGAACCCCAAGGAGUCUUGCAAUGUUGUCUUCUCCACUACUUCUUCAGAGAUUGAGCUGAGUGAUCAUGAGAAAGAGGAAGAUGAGAUUGAAAGAAUGGUAUUUGGAACUGAGUUUGGGGAAGAUGAGAGAUUUGUUGUGGCCACAGCUGAAGCACAGAUUGUGAAGGACGCUGCCAGGAAGAUUGAAGCAACGAAUCUGCAAAGAGCUGAGCACAAGGCUAAGAAACAAGUUGAGAAGAGAGCUGACAACAAGCUGAAAGAGGUUAAGCUAGAGGAAGCCAUUGAAGUUGAGCUAUCACCCUAUGAUAAGCUCCCUUUCCCCCCCAAAGAGUUCUCAUCAAAGCUCGGAAGAAGGCUUCAAGAAAUCUCGGGUAUGCGUGAAGCUUAUGUCCAGAUGAUGCUCAUCAACGACAUUCUAGACCACCAAACUGAAAUGGCCGAGCUUUUGGACAUCUCCAUUUUGAAGAUUGGUCCACCAAUCCCUCCAAAGUCCUUCCCUAAGCUUGAGUCUCAAGGGAUGUUCACCUUGCCUUGCUACCUUGGUAAGCUCACUUUUGAUGAUGCUCUUGGAUUGAGAGCAUGGAGCCAAAAACAUCUUCCCUACAGUUUGGAGAUUCCACUUCUACAACUCCUUGGUCUCAUCAAGGACUUCCCUUUGAAGAUUGGAGCGUGCACCAUUCCUAUAGACCUCACUGUUCUGAAGAUGGCAACUGAGAAGAGAGUCCCAUUGAUCCUUGGCACUUCAUUCCUCACAACAGUGGGAGCUUGCAUAGACUUUGCCAACAAAAAGGUCACACUCCUAAAUGUGAACAAAGCUGUCUCCUAUCCACUACAAUCCCCAAAGAUGAAUGCUGAGUGUUGUGGAACAAUCACUUGUGGAGCAUCCUCCAUUGAGAAGACCAAGGCUGAAGGGAAGGAGGUGAGUAGAGUCACAAAGGCUGCUCAUGACAAGAAGAAGAUUGUGAAAGAACCUCAUCCUCCACCUCUUGAUAAGACUCCUCACAAUCUCACUCUCCACCCAAUUGAGCUUAAGGAUGGGGCCAUUGAGUACAAAAUCAAGUGCAAGGGAAGGUCUAAGCCAUUCUCAAGUGCAAGGACCAUCAUCACUCCUCAGCUCCAGAAUGAUCCAAUCAAGCUUCAAGAGCUUCUCUCCCACGUCCUCACCAUCACUCUUGAAGGUGGGAAAGACCCUCCUUCUCACUAG